This is a messenger RNA of Leucoraja erinaceus (little skate), 3910 nucleotides long. It is a transcript of the gene lfng, whose product is annotated as LFNG O-fucosylpeptide 3-beta-N-acetylglucosaminyltransferase. Gene Ontology annotation, molecular function: O-fucosylpeptide 3-beta-N-acetylglucosaminyltransferase activity. Gene Ontology annotation, cellular component: Golgi membrane. The transcript is spliced from 8 exons. NCBI's taxonomy places the organism in Eukaryota, Metazoa, Chordata, Chondrichthyes, Rajiformes, Rajidae. The coding region runs from base 120 to 1316 and encodes 398 amino acids. The record is from RefSeq and is a predicted model, not a curated record. Gene Ontology annotation, biological process: regulation of Notch signaling pathway; pattern specification process.
UGAGUGAGCGUUGAGCCUGCAGAGUAACAGCGGGUCGGGAUUGCGUUUAUCCCCUCUCGUCUAUCUGUCUCUCGCUCUCUUUUUUUUUGCUCUCGCAGGUGUGAAGGAAGGUGUCGGCGAUGGCUCGGGGCUGCGCUAGCAAACUGCUCGUCUCUGUGCUGGGAGCCUCCUUCACUUGCUUGUUGGUUCUGGUGGUGGAUCAGCGGCAACCGACGCCUCUACAGAGCGGGCUGCAGCUCCGGAGCCGCUCGCUGCACAGCUGGCAGAGCCCGGGGGAGGAGGAUGGGGAGGGGGAGUUGGUGGUGGUGGGGGUGGGAGAGGCAGCUACAGCUACCGAGCAGCCCCGGCCACAGAGCGCCUCCGGUCCGCAGCCCAGAAGCUUGAGAGAUUACUUCACUGAGCUGAGCCGGGACAGGGACAGGCAACAGGGCGCCGCGGCCGAACUCAAGCCGCUGUUACAGCCCAUUGGGGCGGCUGCCACCCCACUGCCGUUCCGGGACGAUAUCACCAGCGGAGACCUCUUCAUCGCGGUGAAGACCACCAAGAAAUUCCACCGCUCCCGGCUGGAGCUGCUCCUGGACACCUGGAUAUCCCGCAACAGAGAGCAGACGUACAUCUUCACUGAUGGGGAAGAUGCGGAGUUAAAGACAAAGUCAGGCCACGUGAUCAACACUAACUGCUCGGCUGCCCACAGUCGACAGGCUCUGUCAUGCAAGAUGGCGGUGGAGUACGACAAGUUCAUCGAGUCGGGCAAGAAGUGGUUUUGUCACGUGGACGAUGACAAUUACGUGAACACGCGGACGCUGGUGAAGCUUCUGGCACAGUACCCGCACACGCAGGACAUCUACAUUGGGAAACCCAGCCUGGACCGUCCCAUCGAGGCCACGGAGCGGAUCAGCGAUAACAAAGUGCAGCCGGUACAUUUCUGGUUUGCAACUGGAGGAGCUGGAUUCUGCAUCAGCCGAGGCUUGGCAUUGAAAAUGAGUCCGUGGGCAAGCGGAGGCCACUUCAUGAGCACUGCGGAGAAGAUCCGUCUACCAGACGACUGCACCAUCGGCUACAUCGUGGAGGCGGUUCUGGGGGUGAAGUUGAUCCGCAGCAACCUGUUCCACUCUCACCUGGAGAACCUGCAACAAGUCAUGCGAGCUGACAUUCCUAACCAGGUCACACUCAGCUACGGCACGUUUGAAAAUAAAAGGAAUGCCAUUAAUCUGAAAGGGGGCUUUUCUGUCGAAGAGGACCCAUCUCGGUUUCGAUCGAUUCAUUGUGUUCUGUAUCCCGACACUCCCUGGUGUCCCCGCAGUGGCGUUUACUGAUCGCAAACCUCGUCCCAUGUAGACCCCAGUAUGUGAAGGGGUUGUGGCGACCACUAUGUCUGGCUCUUGUGUAGCUGCGUUAAGGCUCGUUGCUGAUUGACAGGCUGCUGUGCGGUCUGGAUGUACCGAUAGUCUUUAGUAUCUCCUCCUGUUCUUUGUCCAUUACGGGGGCAGAGCCAUGUUUAGAUUCUGAUUCUGAACAGGAACCGGCAGAAGGCAAAGAGGCACCAGGGGAACGAGCGGUGUGUGUGUGUGUGUGUGUGCCAUGUGAUUAAAUUUUCUCCCAAGUGUGAAAUUGUAAGUGUUGCUGUUGUAUCAGCGAAUCUUUUGGAAUGUAAGCCAGUCACUCCGUCCAGCCAGUUUUAAACACUUGCUCGCGCUACGAACUGCAGAUGCUGGUUUAUCAAAAAUAAAAGGCACAAAGUGUCGGCACGAUGGCGCAGCGGUAGAGUUGCUGCCUUAGCGCCAGAGACCCGGGUUCCAUCCUGUACUGAGCUUGUACGUUCUCCCUGUGACCUGCGUAGGUUUUUCUCUGAGAACUCUUUUGAGUUUCUUCCCACCCUCCAACGAAGGGCAGGCCUGUAGGUUGAUUGGCUUGGUAGAAGUGUAAAAUAAAUUGUCCCUGGUUGUGGGAUAGAGUUAGUGUGCGGGGAUCGCUGGUCGGAGCGGACUCGAUAGGCCGUAGGGCCUGUUUCCGCGCUGUAUCUCUAAGCUAAACUCAAAACUAUGCGCUGGAGUAACUGAGUGAGUCUGAAGAAGGGUGCUGACCCGAAAAACAUCGCCUAUCCAUGUCCUCUAGAGAUGGCACCUGAUCUGCUGAGUUACUCCAGCACUUCCUGCAUUGUAAACACUUGCUCUUUUUAUUUCUGACUAUCAGACCAUGCAUUAAGAACGAGUUACAUCUAAGCACCCUGCUCUGUUCUAAACCUUAUAAAUCCAGAUGCUAUGCAAUUCAAAGAUGUUUGAAAGAUCUAAUUACAGCUAAUGCCACAACCUGUUGGAACUGACUCAACAACUUCUGAAGUUUGGAACAUUCUCCUGCCUCGACACUCUGAUGAUGCAAAGAGGCUUAAAAAUUGAGAUUUCCUGUCGGGAUAUCUAUUCUUUUACCAUCUGUUCCUUGCUGACUAUGGUGUGGAUAUAAGGCUUGUGUUUAAAGCUGGCUGCUGGAGGCUCCUAGGCAUGGCUUCUGAUUCUUUCUGGGGCCUGUCUGUAUACGAAAGCACUUUUCCUCCCGACUAUUAAAAUCCUAUGAUUAUUAAUGGCACAAAGGAGCUGGCGACUCUCGAGAUAAUUCUCGGAUUAAUUUUGGAAAAUGUGCUGCACUAACACUAAAUGGAUGACUAGCUGAAGAUACUUUUUGUUUUUCUGUAAUUCAAUUGAUAGUAACGGUUAAUAUUUCAAACUGACAUUUGAAAGUAGCUUUAAAACAGUGUUACUAACUGAAAUGCACAGUGUUACAAACUACAAUACACUCCCAUCACUUUGGGGUGGAGUUUCUGCCUCACAGCGCCAGAGUCCCCGGUUCAAUCCUGACCACAGGUGCUGUCUGUGUGGAGUUUGUACGUUCUUUCCCCGUGGGUUUGCUCUGGAUUCCUCCCACACUCCAAAGCCGUGCAGGUUAAUUGGCUUCUGUAAAUUGUAAGAAGUGAAAGUGGGAUUACAUAGAACCAGUGUAAACGGGUGAUCGAUGCCCAGCAUGGAGUCAGUGGGCCGAAUGGCCUGCUUCCAUGCUGUAUCUUUAAACAAACCUUUCAGGCCCCAUCAAGUCUACUCCGCCAUUCAAUCAUGGCUGACCUAUCUUACCCUCUCCUGCUUUCUCUCCAUAACCCCUGACACCCGUACUAAAUUGGCACCAGACAUGUCCUGCACUGUCGGGCAGCAACUCAGCUGAGAUGCAGUGUAGUUUUAUUAUUUUCCUAACUUCCGAACGCACGUACUCCCUAGCAUUCUCACCCGCAAAAAAAAAAUACUAGAAGCAGAGCUAAUAUCAAUUGAUAAUAUUAGUAAUGUAGGAAUGAUAUACAUGAAUUUUUUUUUAAUAUGAUAUGUACCUCCCUCUAAUAAAAAGAUUACUUAAAAAAAAAACUUCCGAAGGCACGAUCUCCCGAGCAUUCUCACCCACACCCUCGAGGCAUAUACUUCCAACGUAUAAGAAAUGUGUUCCACCCCGACUCCAGAUUCAGGCAGAAGAUAAAAAGUCCUAAAGAAACGUUUCCCAUUGAGUUUGUAGCACUUGUAGCAGGUUGUGUCAGUCAUGUUGUGUUAUAUGACUGUGACCCAUACUGGGUUUAAUCUAACAUGUAUAUUUAUAUGGACAGUAUUUACUGUCCUCUUGUGUUGCUGUAUAUUUGAAAUGGUCCCUUAAUAUUCAGAAGCGGUUCUGAUCUGUAAAAACGUGAUGUUUGUAUUUGUUGUUUGGUUUCAUUGCUUCUCUUAUUUAUAUUCCAGCAUCUGGAAACAAAAUAUUGUAAAGCACUGUAAAUAUAAUCACUGAGACUCAGGGAGGGAACCUGAAUGGUUGCAGUGAAAGCUGAUGGGGCCCCAUCCAUCCUUUUCCUUUCUAAUAAAGGAUUUUAUUGCGUGACAUGAAA